Dermatophagoides pteronyssinus (European house dust mite) is the source of this 571-nucleotide messenger RNA. Its product is annotated as transcription and mRNA export factor ENY2-like. Lineage: Eukaryota; Metazoa; Arthropoda; Arachnida; Sarcoptiformes; Pyroglyphidae. Gene Ontology annotation, molecular function: transcription coactivator activity. The record is from RefSeq and is a predicted model, not a curated record. Gene Ontology annotation, biological process: mRNA export from nucleus; positive regulation of DNA-templated transcription. Gene Ontology annotation, cellular component: nuclear pore; SAGA complex.
AUUUGUGUGUGUUUGAUGAAACAAUUGGCAAAUUCAUUUUGGAUUUUUUGAUGCCGAUCGAAUCGUUGAUUUUUUAAAAAAAAUUUCAUAUUCGAAAACAACCAAAAAAUGAAUAUUACCAAUAUUGAAGAUGAAGAAUCGAAAUUUCGUCGUGAUGCUCAUCGUUAUCUAAUUGAAUCGGGUGAACGUGAUCGUUUAGUACAAAUACUAAAUGAUAAAUUAAAAACAUGUGAAUGGCAUCAUAAUGUUUCGAUUUGUUGUCGUGAAUUAUUAUCCGAAAUUGGUGUUGAUAAUAUUAAUUUUGAUUCAUUGGUUGAACAUAUAACACCGAAAGCAAAAGAUAUGGUACCGAAUGAUGUUAAAAGCGAAAUGGUCAACAUUAUACAAACAACAUUGGAAAAAAAAUUCAAUGUUAGAUGAAUAAAGCAAAAUAAUAACCGCCUUUUGUAAAAAAAACAAAAUACCAAAAAAAAGAUAUCUGUUCAUCCAUUCUGUUUGCGUUUACUUACUUAAUAAAUCACAUUCACUCAAUUUAUUUUUUACUCAAACAAAAAGUAAUGCCGAAAAAUAA